ACACAAACAACUUGGCUUCACUUUGGAACACAUGGCUAAGGUGCUGCACGGAAAUGAAAACGUUUUGGUAUCCAAGUAUUUAUCUUAAAAAAAUAAAAAUAAAUGACUUCCAUUAAACUUGUUGGAAACUGAUAUGUCGCCAAUAUUCAGAUUUGUUUGACCAAAAAAGGUGCCUUGGUUGAAGAUGGAUGCAGUUCCCUGCAGUUGGAACACUACACGAGUUCAGGAGUCGUUUGCUCGGACUAAGCCUGCCUCAGACACUCUAACAAAGCUGGCAAAACUUGUUGCACAAAAGCAAGAUAGUCAAAGCCAAAACCAACUACUGCCUGAUGUGUGCCCGUGUGUGUGCGCACAGUGCAGCCAGGGAUUCUCUGACAUGGCUGAGUUAUUGCACCACCAGCAGGGAGAACAUGCCUUACGUAAGUGUCAUUGCUGCCUUUCCUGUGGCAAAGAGUUUUCUCUCCUAUCAUCUUUGCAGUUGCACAAGUGCAUUCAUGAUGCUGCUCCUUGUCAGGUCUGUUGUGGUAAAACCCAGCUAGGUGCUCCAUGCAGUGCAUGCAAGGCUUCAACCUCAGACUCUCAGAGUGUCCGGGAUAAGUCCCUUUAUCACCAGUCCCACCAUCAUGAUAGCAGAUCAUAUGCCUGUGCUCCGUGUGGUAAAAGCUUUAGCCAAAAGCAAUCUCUGCUUCGCCAUCAGCAGGCUGGCUGUAGUAAAUCUGCCACACGAACUGCAAAAGUUGUCAGCCCUCCCGCGGACUCUCCCUCGCCUGAAUCUGCCAUCUUGGACUCCUCUCCCCCUGACUCUCCCCCAACUGAUGCCACUAGUGCCCCAGAUCCUGACAGGCCAAGUCAAUGCCCACUUUGCGCCAAGAGGUUUCGCUCAGGGGCUGGCCUUGCAUGCCACCAGCGAUCCACCCAUCGGAAGGAGUGGAUCAUCUCCAAGUAUCCUCUACUAAAAGGAGGAUGCACAAAUGGGGUUCAUAGAUUAUCGAAGCAGAUGGCUGGGCCACCCCAACCAAAAAGAAGAGGCAGAAAGAGCCAGCUCCUCUCCUGUCGUUCCUGUGACAGGGUCUUCCUAAGCACUGCCAAGCUGUACUUGCACAGACAAGAGUCCCACAGCAGAGAGAAGGAUAUCAGAAGAGAUCCAAGGCCGCUGAUUAGCAAGCGGAGGAAAAGAGAGACUUACCCAUGUGACGUUUGUGGUAAAGUGUUCUUGCACCAUUUGUCACUUAAAGCACACGUCAAGAAUCAUAGUCGAGAACCACCAAGCCAUGUUCAGCAGGUUGGGAAAGCAGCCAAGGAGACCAAGUUAGUUGAGAAGACGCCAAAAAAGCCUAAAGGCAACAUAUCACGGAAGGUGGGAGGAACAUUGGUCAAGGCUAGCAGAGGGAGACCAAAGAAAAUUCCCAUGAAAGAGGAAGAGGGAGAGUUUCCUUGCCCGUCUUGUGCUGAGGUGUUUUCUUUGCAGUCUGCUCUGAAGGAGCAUGAGGAGCUGCAUCAGCCUACAGGGAGUAUGAGACACUGCAGCGUGUGCAGUCAGGGCAUGGGUAUCUCUAAGAAGCCUGGGGCCAAGCUUCGGAGGGCCUACCAUUGUGUUCCCUGCUUGAAGGCUUUUAUAACACUGGACACUUUCUUACAACAUUGCCAAGAUCACCUCGUUGACAGUGGCGAUGAGGAAGGGAGCAAUUUAUGACCCUGACAGUAAAAUGUGAGAUGAUGUACUCUUCCUUUUUUGUUUUUUUAACAAGCUGUACUGAGUUCCCCAAGAGAAUAUUAUGUGUUCAUGUACAUUUAAAAAUAUGUUUAGACCACUCACCAGAAUAGCUGUUUGAAUGUAAUUCAUAUCAACAUGCGAUUCAAGUUGCAACAAAACAUUUUUUUUUUUUUGUGUGUGUGUGUGUGCUGUCUGAUACCAUUCAUUUUGUGACUGACCAACAGUGGUACGCUGUGAAAUCAGUACAGAAACAGUCUUACUAGGCCUAAAUCCUCUUGAUCCUAAAUCCUCUUCAUUUAGACCUUUUAUAUUCCUUUACAAAUGUUGGAUCGGAUCCAACCAUCCAUUUGUCAUUAUGGUUUAAAUUAAAUGAAUAUACGCAAUAACUCAUUUAGUAUUGUUGCUGCAACUGUUUUUAAAAAUCUCAAUAUCAAAUCAAAUGUAUUUAUAAUACCUUGUCUCUAUGAAGCCCCCUCACUCUACCUUGUCUCUAUGAAGCCCCCUCACUCUACCUUGUCUCUAUGUAGCCACCUCACUCUACCUUGUCUCUAUAAAGCCCCCUCACUCUACCUUGUCUCUAUGAAGCCCCCUCACUCUACCUUGUCUCUAUGUAGCCACCUCACUCUACCUUGUCUCUAUGAAGCCCCCUCACUCUACCUUGUCUCUAUGUAGCCACCUCACUCUACCUUGUCUCUAUGAAGCCCCCUCACUCUACCUUGUCUCUAUGAAGCCCCCUCACUCUACCUUGUCUCUAUGUAGCCACCUCACUCUACCUUGUCUCUAUGAAGCCCCCUCACUCUACCUUGUCUCUAUGUAGCCACCUCACUCUACCUUGUCUCUAUGAAGCCCCCUCACUCUACCUUGUCUCUAUGUAGCCACCUCACUCUACCUUGUCUCUAUGAAGCCACCUCACUCUACCUUGUCUCUAUGAAGCCACCUCACUCUACCUUGUCUCUAUGUAGCCACCUCACUCUACCUUGUCUCUAUGUAGCCACCUCACUCUACCUUGUCUCUAUGAAGCCCCCUCACUCUACCUUGUCUCUAUGAAGCCACCUCACUCUACCUUGUCUCUAUGAAGC
This is a messenger RNA of Oncorhynchus kisutch (coho salmon), 2793 nucleotides long. RefSeq names its product zinc finger protein 27-like. Lineage: Eukaryota; Metazoa; Chordata; Actinopteri; Salmoniformes; Salmonidae. The coding region runs from base 185 to 1693 and encodes 502 amino acids. The record is from RefSeq and is a predicted model, not a curated record. Gene Ontology annotation, biological process: regulation of DNA-templated transcription. The transcript has 2 exons. Gene Ontology annotation, molecular function: RNA polymerase II cis-regulatory region sequence-specific DNA binding; DNA-binding transcription factor activity, RNA polymerase II-specific.